AUGAGGCCAAUUAGUUUGAGUAAUUUUUCAAACAAAAUCAUAUCCAGAGUUGUUCAUGAGAGAUUAGUAGAUCUACUGCCUUCUUUAAUAUCUCCCAAUCAGGCUGGUUUUAUCAAAGGAAGGAGCAUUGUGGAGAAUAUUUUAUUAACUCAAGAGAUCAUAACUGACAUUAGAUUGAGAGGGAAGCCAUCCAAUGUUGUUAUCAAAUUGGACAUGGCAAAGGCAUAUGAUAGAGUCUCAUGGCUGGUUUUGACAAAGGUCCUAAGGCAAAUGGGGUUUGGAGAGGUGUUCACUGACAUGAUCUUUAGGCUAGUGUCAAACAAUUGGUACUUUGUUCUCUUGAAUGGGCAAGCCAAUGGUUUCUUCAAAUCAUCAAGGGAUGUAAAGCAAGGAGAUCUUCUUUCUCUUUCGUUAUUCAUUCUAGCAGCUGAAGUACUUGGAAGGGCCUUGGAUGCCUUGUUUGACAAUCCUAACUUCAUAGGAUUUGGUAUGCCAAAGUGGAGUCAAAACAUCAACUAUUUAUCAUAUGCAGAUGACACAAUUAUUUUUUGUUCUUCUCAUUAUGGGGCAGUGCAUCUUACCAUGAAAGUAUUAGAGGAAUAUGGGGCUGCUUCAGCAGGAGGAAGAAAGAGUUAUAUAAAGGCAUCCUCUUCAAAGUUUAGGAGAGGCUAUCAUCAUGGAAAGUUACACAAGAUGUUUGCUAGGUUCUAUUGGAGUAACUCAGGCAAUGAAAAGGCUAGACAUUGGGCUUCAUGGGACAAUAUGUGUCUGCCUAAAAGAGAAGGAGGUCUUAGUUUCAGAUCAUUACAUGAUUUGUCGAAGGCAUUGUUUGCUAAGCUGUGGUGGACCUACGGGACAAAAGAUACACUAUGGUCUACAUUUUUGUGGAAUAAGUACUGCAAGAAGAUUAAUGAGAUGCUAGUUCCUUGGAGAAAUGGAUCCCAGGUUUGGAAGAAAAUGACACAAAUGAGAGAGGAGUUGGAAUAUCAAGUGUGGUGGCAAUUGAAGAAUGGAAGCUCCUAUUUCUGGUAUGAUAAUUGGACUGGACUUGGUGCUCUGUACCAUACUUCAGGUACAGUUCAUUGGUGUGAUGAAUCCAUAAAAUAUGUGGAUGAGGUAAUGGAGAAUGGGACAUGGAAUGAAGUGUUGUUGAGGGAGCUAUUGCCUGAGGAGAUAGCUGAACAUAUCUUAGAAAAGAUAGCACCUCCUGCACACCAAUCAAUGAAGGAUAAGCCCUGGUGGAAGCUAGAAACGAAUGGUCAAUUUAUAGUGAAGUCGGCUUGGCAUUACAUAAGGAAGAGAAGAGAUGAGAGAAAACAUCCUAAAGAAGAAACAUUACCUCAUGUCUUCUUGACAUCACCAGCUGCUAGGUUUGUGUGGAAUUAUUUUGGUACACCUGUUGGGAUCAAAACACAAGGUAAGCAGUUGGUACAAUUGAUAAAUGAAUGGUGGAACAAAGCAGGAAAUACAAGUUUGAAGGCAGUAUAUCAAGCAAUGCCAAGCUUGAUUGUCUGGCACAUGUGGAAAAGGAUGAAUUCUGGAAAGCAUGGGAAAACUGUAAGGAGACCAGGCAUCAAGGGUGUCACAACAAAUUGGACUGACUUACAUGAGAACUUAGCCAACCAUGUUCCAAAACUGAGAUAUACAAAGGUUAUGUGGCAAUUACCUCAUAUGGGUUGGAUAAAAUGCAAUACGGAUGGGGCUUGUAGAGGAGACAAUAGAGGAGCUUCAUAUGGUUUUUGUAUAAGGGAUGGAAUAGGGGACCUCAUCUAUGCUCAAGCAAAUGUAGUAAAAGAAGCAACAAACAAUAUAGCUGAGGCACGGGCAAUUCUGGAGGCCCUAAGGUACAUUGUUCAAAUGCCAUUCCCUGCAUGUAUAAUUGAAACUGAUUCAUUGCUUAUGAAUAAUGUGCUGGAUGAAACUUGGGAAACACCUUGGAGCAUAGCAAACAAGGUAGAUUAA
Messenger RNA from Nicotiana tabacum (common tobacco), 1962 nucleotides. Lineage: Eukaryota; Viridiplantae; Streptophyta; Magnoliopsida; Solanales; Solanaceae. The record is from RefSeq and is a predicted model, not a curated record.